Messenger RNA from Hyaloscypha bicolor E, 7302 nucleotides. Its product is annotated as polyketide synthase. Gene Ontology annotation, molecular function: phosphopantetheine binding; fatty acid synthase activity; oxidoreductase activity. The transcript is spliced from 14 exons. Bases 1 to 7203 code for a protein of 2400 amino acids. The record is from RefSeq and is a predicted model, not a curated record. Gene Ontology annotation, biological process: fatty acid biosynthetic process; secondary metabolite biosynthetic process. Lineage: Eukaryota; Fungi; Ascomycota; Leotiomycetes; Helotiales; Hyaloscyphaceae.
AUGGCAAUGCGACUGCCCGGCGGGGUACGAAAUAGCAAAGAUUUCUGGGACAUGUUGGUCAACAAAAAGAGUGGACUUUGCCCAGUUCCUGCCGACCGAUACAACAUUGACGGAUUUUACAAUGACGAGUCCGAAACUGCUACUCGUGGUACAGUUCAGCAACCAUUGGGAUACUUCCUUGAUCAUGUCCAAAUCAAACAACUUGAUAUGUCAUUCUUUUCGUUCCCCAAAAAGGAACUGGAACGGCUGGAUCCACAACAGAGACAGUUGCUGGAAGUUGCGUGGGAGUGUAUGGAGAAUGCUGGUGCAACGAACUGGCGAGGUACUGAUAUUGGCUGUUUUGUUGGGGUCCUAGGCGAGGACUGGAGGGAUAUUAACUCAAAAGAGACUCAACACUCGGGAUCCUACCGAGUCACGGGAUAUGAGGAUGCUUUCCUUGCGAAUCGUCUGUCGUUCGAAUAUGAUCUUCAUGGUCCAAGUUUAACCGUGAAGACUGCGUGCUCUUCGUCCCUAUCAGCGCUGCACCUCGCAUGCGAUGCUAUUCGGCUGGGCGACUGUUCUUCCGCUUUGAUCGCUGGCAGUAGUCUUAUCUUUUCUCCUAGUAUGACACUUGCUUUCUCUGAUCAAGGAAUCGUUUCACCCACGGGAACUUGCAAAACAUUCGACGCAGGCGCAGAUGGUUAUGCUCGAGGUGAAGCGAUCAACAUGAUUUAUAUCAAGAAGUUGAGCGAUGCCAUUGCAGCAGGCGAUCCAAUCCGUGCUGUAAUUCGUGCCACGGCGACAAACUGUGAUGGAAGAACCCCAGGUGUCAUGACUCCAAGUCCCAAGGCGCAGGAAGCCCUCAUUCGUCGCGCAUACGCCGUCGCCGGUAUCUCGGACUUUUCCCAGACUGGCUUUGUGGAAUGUCAUGGGACAGGUACGCAAGUCGGCGAUCCACUAGAGACAGCUGCUGUAGCUAGCGUUUUUGGCGAGAAAGGAGUAUUAAUUACAUCGGUCAAGCCCAAUGUCGGUCAUUCCGAAGGAGCAGCUGGCAUUUCUAGUGUCAUUAAAGCAGUGCUGGCUUUAGAAAACCGAACGAUUCCGCCAAAUAUCUUCUUCAACCAACCAAACCCCAAAAUACCCUUCGAGCAAGCCAAGUUGCGAGUGCCGGUUGAUGCUGAACCAUGGCCCACCGAUCGUGCAGCUAGAGUCAGUGUCAAUUCAUUUGGUAUUGGUGGUGCCAACGCUCAUGUUAUUAUUGAUGGGUGGGUGGAACAUGAGCUUGACAGCGGUCAUGGUAGUUUGGACGAGGAGAUCACUCCUUCUAGUGAUGAGCAAUACCACUUGCUUUUAUUUUCUGCUAAAAGCAAAGAGUCCGUCGACAGCAGCAUUUCAAACCACCAACGCUACAUUAACGAUAUUCCAGUCAGGCUGCAAGACCUGUCGCACACCUUGGCAAGCAGACGAGAGCAUCUGCCAUAUCGAGCAUUCGCGUUGACAAAUAAUUUAUCGAAUCUGGAAACAACACCUGUUGAAUUGACUGGAAGUGUCCCAAAGGUUGUCUAUAUCUUUACAGGCCAGGGCGCUCAAUGGCCACAAAUGGGCAGGCGAUUACUUCAGGUGAACUCAGCGUUCAGGCAAAGUAUCAGGGAAUUGGACGAAUCUCUCAAAGGUGUUGCUCCAGAGUUGACCUGGAAAAUUGAAGAUGAGCUAUGUAAACCUGCCACCGAAAGCAAGAUCCACACUGCAGAACUUUCUCAACCCAUCUGCACAGCCAUCCAAAUUGCUUUGGUCGAGACCCUCCGUCUCUGGAAGAUCGAGCCAGAUGCUGUUCUUGGACACUCUUCUGGUGAGAUUGCUGCUGCCUACACAUGCGGUGCUAUUUCCAUGGCCUCUGCUCUGGCUAUCGCGUGCUUCCGCGGUGCUACAGCACAUGCUUCACGCCGGAAGGGCGGCAUGGCUGCCAUCGGACUCGGGCGUGAAGCUCUCCUCGGUUUCCUAGAGCCAGGGGUUGUCAUUGCUUGUGAGAACAGUCAGAGUAGCAGUACGCUUUCUGGAGACCUGCAGCAGGUUGAAAAGGUUGUUGGCAAGAUAAAGGAAGAAUGUCCAGACGUCUUAGCUCGCAUGUUGAAAGUUGAGAAAGCAUACCAUUCUCAUCAUAUGGAGGAAGUAGGCUCCAGUUACCAAGAACAGCUUACCGGCGUUGUCACGAGCUCGGCACCAAAGAUUCCAUUCUACUCGAGUGUUACGGCAAGCAGAAUUGGCGAUGCAAAUGCUCUUGGACCUGCAUACUGGCGUGCAAAUCUAGAAAGCCCAAACUUCCUUCGCGAAAUCGGCCCUCACCCAGCACUCAAGGGUCCUCUACAGCAGAUUCUGCGUGAUAUCGGCCAAGCCGACGACUUCCAUCUCAGUACGCUGCACCGCGGCGCUGAUUGUCAGCAAAGCCUUCUGAGUUUAGCUGGGAAGUUAUUCUUGAAAAACUAUCCUCUUGACCUUGGAGAAAUUUCACCGCCAGGGACUAUCCUCACUGAUUUACCCAACUAUGCUUGGCUCCAUGACAUCAAGCACUGGGAUGAAUCACGCCUCACCAAUGAGUGGAGAUUUCGCUCUCAAACACCACAUGAACUUCUUGGGACACGCAUCCUCGAAGUUAGUAGCGAGCUGCACUGGAGGAACAAAUUUGGCAUCGAUAACCUCCCAUGGCUGACAGGGCAUCAAGUCAGCGGGUCCAUUGUCUUUCCCGCCGCUGGUUAUAUCACCAUAGUUGGAGAGGCCCUCCGACAGCUUUCCGGGGUCAAAGACUACAGUUUGCGACAUGUCAAGAUCUCAUCAGCACUGACACUUGAGCACAACGAAGAAGUGGAGAUGGUCACGAGUUUAAAUCCUCUUCUUACUGAAUCUCCAGAAGAUUCUCCGUGGUAUACAUUUCAUAUCAGCUCCUACAAUGGAGUUGGCUGGGUGAAGCACUGCUCAGGAGAAGGUCGGGCUUCUUUCGACGAGAUUUCUUACCCCCGAUCAGUCGAUGAAGCGCGCCCGUUGCCACGAAAAGUCUCUUCCAACUCGUGGUAUGAAGCGAUGAAUGCAGUGGGUUUCUGCUACGAUGGGCUAUUCCGCGGAUUGCAUUCCAUAUCCGCGGGAACAUCACACAACGAAGCUGUCGCCACAGUACCGAGUCCAACUAAGCAAGAAUGUCUUCCCUACACGCUACACCCAGCUAUGAUCGAUCAAUGUUUCCAACUUCUUGCUCUUGCUUUAAUCCAAGGCCAAACGAGGAAGCUAGACCGACUUUCGGUCCCUACGUUUAUCGACGAAAUUGUCAUCCUGUCAAGCGGGGCUAAUCUACAAGUCAAAGCAUCUGGCUCUGUGUCCGCCAAGGGUGGCUUUACCGGCAGCUUAACUGCUCAACAUAACGGAGAGGUCUCCAUGUUCAUGAAAGGCCUUAAAUCAACACCUCUUGACACAGGAGAGCCAGUCGAUCAAGGUCUUCGAUUGGUUCAGCAAAUUGAGUGGAAGCCGGACAGCGAUUUCAUGCAACUGGAGAACUGUUUUAAGCUGAAAGAAAGGGAAAAGGAAGAAUUCCUCCAACUAGAAUCGCUUUUUAUGCUCUGUAUUGUGGAUCAUCUGGAAAACAUUACGUUAAAUGAUGAUACGCCACCAUACCUCCGGAAAUACUUCGAGUGGAUGCAGACGCAAGUCGCACUCGUUCAGUCGGGCGAGCGAAACCUAGUUGAAAAGGCCCAAGUCCUGUGCGAAUCUUCUCAAAGACAAGAAAAAAUUAAGUCCACGGCAGCUGCGAUUGAAAAGACCGGAGUGGCUGAUUGUGCGGUUGCCAUUCUCCGACUGUUUGAAGCUGCGGGAGCCUUUGCAGCAAAGGCACAGCCUCUGGACAUCCUGAUGGAGGGAAACUUAUUGUCUCGCCUUUACGAUAUCCUUGAUUCUGGUGACUAUGUCACAGCCAUCAACGCAAUUGGAUACAAGAACCCCCGACUAAGUAUUCUUGAAAUUGGAGCGGGAACUGGUGGAACUAGUGCCCAAAUUUUGGAGGCAUUAAAAUCACCCUUUGGCGAGCGAAUGUAUAGCAAGUACACCUACACAGAUAUCUCCCAGUACGAGAAUAUCGAAUAUCGAGUUUUAGACAUCAGCAAAGAUCCGGCGGAGCAAGGUUUUGACUUGGGUGCCUACGACCUUAUUAUCGGUGCUAAUGUUGUGCAUGCGACACCCUCCUUGAACACUUCUCUUACGCAUUUGCGAAGUUUAUUGCAACCCGGCGGUCGUCUCUUCCUCCAAGAGCUGAGCCCAGAAACGAAGUGGGUCAAUUACAUAUGGGGAUACCUGUCAGGUUGGUGGCUAGGAUCUGAAGAUGGACGUCCGGACGAGCCAUAUGUCUCUCCGUCGAGAUGGUCUCAAGAACUGAUUUGUGCCGGCUUCGACACGCCCGAUACAAUUGUAUAUGACGGCCUUGCCCCUUGUCAUUUGAAUGCAAACAUCAUUGCAUCAGCUUCUUCGGAUGAUGCAAAAGAAAAAAGAUUGACCAUUCUUUGCAUGGAUCUAGAGGAGCCACACGUUCGGGCUAUGAAACUCCGUUUAGAGACGAAAAGCGUUGCAGUUGACAUCUGCCUUCUAAAUCAGACUCCCCCACCUGACCAGGACAUCAUUGCACUCCUCGAUUUUCCAGAUCCCAUCUUGCACAGUAUGUCUAAAGAAGUCUUCGGAACCAUUUUCCGUCACGUCCUUGCGAUGAAGAGUAAAAUAUUCUGGGUAACACAAGCUGCCCAAAUUAACAGCAAGGACCCUCGCCACGCAAUGAUACUUGGAAUCGCCCGAACAGCUCGCAAUGAACAGGCUGCAAAACUCUACACGAUCGAAUUGGAUGGCAAGACCGAGAGCACAACAGUAGCUGAUAGAAUUGCUGCGAUAGUUUCACGAGUUAACAAAAAGUCUGCCCAAGAUGAUGCAGUUAUUGUCGAUUGGGAAUAUGCGAUUGUCGAUGGCCAGGUCAAUGUUCCUCGAAUGCACUGGCAAACUAUGCCAGAAUCAAUGGCGCAGUGUGAUGUUCAACCAAAAAGUACCACUCAACACCUGACUGUAGGCACCCCAGGACUACUACACACAAUGCAAUGGACAGAAGAGGCACUGCCUGAAUUGCGAGAUGAUGAGGUCUGUAUUCAGAUCAAGUCAGUUGGGAUGAAUUUCAAAGAUGUUCUUAUCGCAAUGGCAAUCUUGGACAAUGAUGUUGCUGAGAUUGGAUUGGAAGCAUCUGGCAUUGUUCAAUCUCGAGGCUCUGCAGUCACACAUUUGGAAAUCGGCGAUCGCGUUGCGUUCAUGUGCCCUGGCAGCUUCGGAACUUGCAGAGUUCUUGCUGGCUCACUAUGUGUCAAGCUUGAUCCUUCAAUCAAUUUUGAGGAAGGCGCAACAAUCCCCUGUGUUUACGUGACGGCGUUGAUGGCCGUCGUUGACAAAGGAAACUUGGCUCGUGGACAGAGCAUCCUGAUUCACUCGGCGUGUGGGGGUGUUGGGUUGGCCGCAAUCCAAAUCGCUCAGUCGAUAGGUGCUGAAAUUUUCUGCACCGUUGGCAACCCGGAGAAGAUUAAAUACUUACUCAAAAACUACGGCAUCCCUGAAUCACACAUCUUCAACUCUCGCAACGACUCAUUCGCUGCCGACAUUAUGCGAGCGACUAAUGGCAGAGGCGUGGAUCUUGUACUCAACAGUUUGGCCGGAGAGCUUCUUCACGCAUCGUGGAAAUGUGUAGCAGAGUUUGGUACGAUGAUUGAAAUCGGUAAACGUGACUUCAGAAGACACGCUCGAUUGGCUAUGGAUGUGUUUGAGGCAAAUCGUACCUUCAUCGGAUUGGAUUUGGGACUGGUGCAUCAGCAUCGUCCAGAUCAAGCAGUGUCCUUGUUACAAAGAUGCAUGGCGUACAUGGCUUCAGGCGUCACUAGACCACUCCCGCUUGCAAAGGUCUUUGAAGCCUCUGCUGUUCAGGAAGCUUUUCGAUUCAUGCAAGGAGGACAACAUAUCGGGAAGAUUGUUGUAAACAUGCCGAGCGAUGUUCAAACUCUUGAUUCGUUCAGAGCUACCUUAAAACCAAACCUGCGAUCCGAUCGUAGCUAUUUGCUGGUUGGAGGAUUGGGUGGCUUGGGAAAAGUGGUUGCAUCGUGGAUGGUUGAGAACGGUGCACGCCAUCUCAUAUUCCUGUCUCGAUCUGGUGAUACCCACGACGAGACUAGAGAUUUCCUUGAGGAGCUACGUAGCCAAGGAUGUGAGCCUCAAGUGUUCACUGGAAGUGGUGCGAGAAUGCCAAUCGCCGGAGUCAUCAACAUGUCGAUGGUGUUGAAGGACGUUUCCGUCGCGGACAUGAGCUUCGAAGACUGGACUACAGCCACGGAACCGAAAGUCAAAGGAACUCAAAACCUACACGAUGCCAUAUCUUUCCCUCUCGACUUUUUCAUUCUAUUCGGAUCCUGCAGUGGAAUCGCUGGACAAUGGGGCCAAGCCAACUACGGCGCAGCGAACACCUACCUCGAUGCAUUCGUGCAAUAUCGACAUAGCCUUGGUCUCCCUGCAUCAGUGAUUGAUCUCGGAGCUGUGGGUGACGCUGGUUUCGUUUCGGAGAACCGCGAUGUCUUGACGUAUAUGCAAAAUAGCAACACUUACCUCCUCCGUGAACGCGAAGUUCUCGAUGCCGUCAUCUUAGCUAUGCAUCGAUCACAUCCAUCGAAGACUCAGACAUCAACAACAGGUUUUAUCGAUACCAGCCAAAUUGUGCUUGGUCUCAUAACAACAAAACCCCUCUCUGAUCCCCGAACUCGUGUGCCUUGGAAGUCAGAUCCCAGGAUGAGUUUCUACCAUAACCUGCACAGCUCAACCGACGUCUCCACCUCCAGUUCACCAGAGCAAGGAGGGUUCAAAAGCAUCCUCUCGCAGGCUUCUUCUGAUCCUUCAAUCCUCAAGGAAGACAGCACUCGGGAGAUCUUCGCCGAAGCAUUGGGUUCUGCUCUGUUCAGUUUCCUGCUUAAGAGUCCGGAGGAUAUGAGACUUGAUCGGUCGCUUGAUAGUAUUGGGGUUGAUUCUCUUGUUGCGAUGGAGUUGAGGAAUUGGAUUCGACAGAAGUUUGGGACGGAAAUUGGGAUUUUCAAUAUUAUUCAUAGUGCUAGCUUGCUCAGUCUGGCGGACUUGAUUGCUCAGGCUUUGGUGGGGAAGUUUCAGGUGGUGGAGGGGUGAGUAGAUUGCCGUUAUUUUUAGAAUGGUGGAAAGGAUCUUGUUGUACUUCUCUCACAUAUCAACUCUGUUGUUGUUCAAAUGACUCAGGUGGUUUUCCAU